AUCGAAACUGUUCAAGGGUAACGCCAGUUGGCAAAACUAAAAUGAUUUUGCUAGUUUUGAGUGUGGUUUUACUUGUGGCUUUACGAAUUUUCUUUUUCUGGAGGUUCCAGUAUUGGGAAAAACUACAAAUCCCGUAUCUUCGACCCUACUGUCCAUUUGGCUGUUUGCCAAACCCCCUCAUCAACAAAGAGAAGGGUGGAAUUAUUUUAAAACGACUUUACAGAAACGUAAGGGAUAAAGGAUGGAAACAUGCCGGUAUUUUUGUUUUUGUUACUCCCGUUUAUCUUCCCACCAACUUGGACUACAUCAAAAAUAUUUUGACCAAAGAUUUUGAACAUUUCGACGAUCGUGGAUUGUAUUACAAUGAAAAAGAUGACCCGUUAAGUGGCCACUUGAUAAAUUUAGGUGGUCCUAAGGGUGUGACAAUGCGGAAAAAGCUCAACUCUUUGUUCACUCCCAGCAGUUUAAAGAUGAUGUUCCAAACUCUCAAUACAUCAAUUGAAGAUUUGCUUCAACAAAUUCACUCUCGUAACACCAUCGACAUCCACAAACUGUUCACCUGCUUUACCAUCCACGUCAUUGCUUCAUGUACUUUGGGCCUUGAAUGCAAUAUCUUCAAAGAAGAACACCUCUUGUUUGAAUCUUACGCUAACAAAUUUUUGGUCUGGUCAAGAGGCAAAUGGUGUUUGCAGCUUUUGGCAGCUAUGUACAUCGAUACUGCGAGAAAAUUAAAAGUGCGAACUGUACCGAAAGAAACUGAAGAUUUCUUCGUUAAAAUUGUGACCAAGAAUAUUAAAUAUCGGGAAGAAAAUGACUAUUUUAGACAAGAUAUGAUGCAGUUUUUCAUUGAGCAGAAGAAUGCCAACACUAUGAGUAUCAACGAAAUUAUUGCUCAAUGCUUCAUCUUUUUUAUAGCUGCUUAUGAAACCUCGACCACUACUCUUACUUUUGCACUGUAUGAACUGGCCCAAAAUUUAGACAUACAAGAUCGGGUCAGGAGAGAAAUCACUUCAGUUUUGCUAAAGCACCAAAAAUACAGUUAUGAAGCCAUUGCCGAAAUGAAAUAUUUGAACCAGAUUGUUGACGAAACUAUGAGAAAAUAUCCACCGUUUUUGUAUGUAGUGCGACGAUGUACUAAAGACUACACGAUACCUGGCGAAGAUGUAACUAUUAAAAAAGGCAUUUUUGCCUUGAUCUCAAUUUUAGGUAUCCACCAUGACGAGGAAAUUUAUCCAAAUCCGCAAAAAUUUGACCCAGAUAGAUUCAGUAAAGAAAACAAAAAAAUGCGGCACCCUUAUGCAUACUUACCAUUCGGAGAAGGUCCAAGAAUAUGUAUUGGAAAACGGUUUGCUUUGAUGCAGAUUAAAUUUGGUCUAGCUGCUUUGUUGGAAAAAUACAAAUUUACUCUAAAUGAAAAAACCAAAGUUCCCUUGGAAAUUAGAACAGACACGUUGGUGGUUGCACCCAAAGGUGAUGUUCUGUUAGAUAUACAAAAGAUAAACUAGAAAAAUUGUUUAAAUCUAUAUUAAUAAAUACAUAGUAAUUUUUCCA
Tribolium castaneum (red flour beetle) is the source of this 1551-nucleotide messenger RNA. Its product is annotated as probable cytochrome P450 6a20. Gene Ontology annotation, molecular function: iron ion binding; oxidoreductase activity, acting on paired donors, with incorporation or reduction of molecular oxygen; heme binding. NCBI's taxonomy places the organism in Eukaryota, Metazoa, Arthropoda, Insecta, Coleoptera, Tenebrionidae. The record is from RefSeq and is a predicted model, not a curated record. The transcript has 3 exons. Bases 42 to 1505 code for a protein of 487 amino acids.